AUGCAUGCCGGUCUUGACUACCACCGCUAUCUAGCCGAACGAGCCGAAACCAGACAGGAAUUAGCCGACUGGAAAGCCAAUUUCGGCGAGAUGGCCCAGAACAACGGAUGGAUGCCGCCCUCCAGUGGCAACUCCGAAGAGCGCAGCACCGACGACGAAGAUGAGGACCACCUCCAACGGUUCUAUAUGACCAAACAGAACAUAUCGGCCAUUCAGGCGCUAAAUCCGAAUGCGAAUUUCUCAGUUAACACACCGUUCACUCUGCUCACGAAUGACGAGUUCGCUGCCUACGUGGGUAAAUCUUAUCGUGCCUACAAUGCGUCGUCUGUGUCCACUACCCGCCGGCUUCGAAGCUGGCACAGAAGUAGCAAUUCUGAAACGACAUACAGCAGCAGCUCGCCUGCCAAAACGACGACUACGAGCACUAGCAGCAGAACUAAUAGCAACCCGAUGCUGAGUGGGGCUGCAAACGGCGGUACAACCUACGAUGCGACUAAUGUCAAGACAGUCACCUCCACCGGUGCCGAUGGUAAGAGCACUACAACAACAACUACAACUACAUCUUCAGGACCUGGCAGGGAAUCCACCACCGUCUCUACUUCCUCGGGAUCCACUCCGUCGAACUUCGGCUUUGGAUCCGAUUUCUCGUCGCUCUGGCAGCAAUGGGGCAAUGGCUUCAACUUUGGCGGCAUGGGUCGGAACGACUUCCAGCCUGAGACGGUCAAACCUGCCGGCUCGAAUUCAAUUUCGACAAUCACCGAUGCCCCCUCUACCCCGCUGCCUACCACCGCAGCUCCAACGCCCACCCCAACGGAAACGACGGUCACUCCGUCACCACCAAAGACUUCUACGUCGCCGGCAACGGUGACGGCCACAGACACAUCCUCUACCUCGAGCAGGGUGGACUGGGCGGACUCGAGCUGCAUGUCCCCCAUUCAGAGCCAAGGUUCGUGUGGUGAUUGCUGGGCCUUCUCCACUGCUGCGGCCAUUGAAUCUGGACAAUGCAUCCAUGGCGGUCAGAAGACACUUCAGAAAUACUCGGAGCAGUACGUCCAGCAGAACGGGUUGUGCACGGAAAACGACUACCCGUUCACAUCUUCAGACGGCACGGCGGCGUCGUGUUCGACUGGAUGCUCAGCUGUUGAUACAGGAAUCAAAGGUUACAAAACGGUGGAUGAUGCAUCGGGGCUUGCUAGCGCAGUCGCUCAACAACCCGUGAUAAUCGCUGUGGCGUCGGGUAACAACGCUUGGAAACAGUACACAGGCGGCGUCAUCUCGUCGUGUGACACUAGCGAACUUGACCACGCCGUCGUGGUGGUAGGCUACACAGACAGCGAGUGGAAGAUCCGCAACUCGUGGGGCGAUUCGUGGGGUGAGGAAGGUUAUAUUCGCCUUGAACGAACGAGUGACACCACGGGCACCUGUGGAAUGUAUGGCGAUAUGUCGUACCCUACCUUCUAA
Messenger RNA from Phytophthora infestans T30-4, 1461 nucleotides. Its product is annotated as cysteine protease family C01A, putative. Gene Ontology annotation, cellular component: lysosome. The record is from RefSeq and is a predicted model, not a curated record. Gene Ontology annotation, molecular function: cysteine-type endopeptidase activity. NCBI's taxonomy places the organism in Eukaryota, Oomycota, Peronosporomycetes, Peronosporales, Peronosporaceae. The coding region runs from base 1 to 1461 and encodes 486 amino acids. The transcript has 2 exons.